Saitoella complicata NRRL Y-17804 is the source of this 993-nucleotide messenger RNA. RefSeq lists its product as uncharacterized. Bases 1 to 993 code for a protein of 330 amino acids. The transcript has a single exon. Lineage: Eukaryota; Fungi; Ascomycota; Saitoellomycetes; Saitoellales; Saitoellaceae. The record is from RefSeq and is a predicted model, not a curated record.
AUGAUCCGCCCAAGAGCCCUCGCCGCUCUGCCCCAGCACCUGCGUGCCCUCAACACGACGGCCCCGCUGCCCGAAGUCAACACCCUCUCGGCCACCGGCUCCCGCUCAGUCCGCAAACUCGCCGAUCUCGUGCACAUGACCCGUGCUUCCGUUCACCGCACGCACGCCAACUACACAGACAACAACUCCCCCCGCAACCGCUUCAGGGAGCGUGCUGAGAAGAAGGAAGCUGAGACUGGACGUUUCGAUGAUGCCCCUACGCCUGCGCUCGAGUUGGAUAUGUUGUCUGCUGUCCCUCCUGUAGAGGUGCCUCGGCGUGGACAGCCUGGUCGUCCUCAGGCUGAUCGCAAACAGGGCUCCCGUCCUCAGGCCUACCAGGGUUCGCGCCCCCAAGGUGACCGUGGACAGGCCUACCAGGGUGACCGUGGACAGGCCUACCAGGGUUCGCGCCCCCGCCCAGGAGCCGGAAAAACUCUCGUCGCCCGAAACGCAAUCAUGGCCCAACCCUCCAGAAACAGACAACCACGCCGCCCAAACUCCCCCCUCAUCCUCCGCGGCGGGAACGGCAGGAAACCCAAAAUGGAUUCCAUCCGACAGCCGGGUCCGUCAGACUACGUGCUACCCACGAUCUCCCUCGCGACCCUUCACGACAAGUUACCUGCUACGCCUGCUUCGAAACUCGGGUUGAGCGCCGCCUUGAUGAAGAGUGCGCCGAGUGUGAAGCAUGCCGAGAUCGAUUCCUACAAGGAAGAGAACUGGAAAGAUCUCGAAGCGCGUACCAAAGAAAUCGCUGCGCUCUCCGUUUCGGGUGACUACAGGGUCGAGUUGGAUGGGACUGGUGUAUUCGGAGAGAUGGACGGGAGGCCCGGGUGGGUGAAGAAUGUUAUCGAGCAGGUCGCGAUGAAUGGCGCGUAUCAGAGUGCAGUGAGGGACAAGUUUUUGGGGGUCGUUGCGGCGAGUCCGGCGAGUAGGAUGAAGCAGUUGAGUGCAUGA